AUGGGUUUGACAAAAGUUAUCGCAGCAACCAACAAUAUCUUCGUCGAAAAUAUCAAACCCGAUUGUAUACGCCACGUUAUAAAUGUGACCAUAGAUACCGCCAAGGAAUUUCAUGACUGCAGCCAUGUGUACAUCCGGUAUCUGAUCGAUGCAACACCAGAUUGGGUAUUAGCUGAACCUAAAAGCCUCCACGGUGUCACCCAUCAAUCUAAAGCUAGAAAUGAUUCUAGCAACCACUUUGGACACCGCUUCACGCUAGAUGUGUCAAAAUCUUGGCAUCACUCGUCGUCGGAAACUGCUGAGCUCGUUCCAACUCCUUUACUGCUUCUCCUCUUGGAAGUUUACGAUGUCAACAUGUGGAAUAGACAGAAAUCCGUGGGCUACGGUUUCACACACAUCCCGUUAACUCCAGGCUGCUACUCAAUUGACGUGCCGACUUGGCGCCCUCACGUCACAGAUACCAGCCUUCAACUUCACGACUUUUUUCUGGGCUUGGCUCCACAGAUUGAAAACAUCAAGUACGCCGGAUUUCCUGAUGAUGGUAAUAAUGAUACGACGGUUUUGGGUCGUUUUCCGUUCAGCACGGAGGCGUCGGGCUCCGUUAAAGUACGGUUUGAUACCAUGAUCCAAAGGGGUCGGAAUGUGCUGGAACAGGAGCAGAUUCAGACAUCCAUCAACCUACACAGACCGUCGGCAACGAGCAACGCCGUGGAGGAAGUGAUCCAAACUUACCACAGAGCCAAGCAGAGAUUAAAAGCUGCCCACGACGCACUUUUGAGAUAACACUUGAGAUAUUAGCAUAGUAUGAAGAUAUAUCAGGAUGGACACGAGCCAAGAAAAGAUUUAUUGUAUCCCAAGAUUCGCAAAAGCUGAAAUUGUAGUUUUUAGAUAUACCUCUUCGCGCCGAGGAAAAAUACACAGCUAAAGUAUU
Molecule: messenger RNA, 931 nt
Organism: Daphnia magna
Lineage: Eukaryota; Metazoa; Arthropoda; Branchiopoda; Diplostraca; Daphniidae
Product: Meckel syndrome type 1 protein
Exons: 3
Coding region: 1-783 (260 amino acids)
Biological process (GO): cilium assembly
Cellular component (GO): MKS complex
Source: RefSeq, a predicted model, not a curated record